Fragaria vesca subsp. vesca is the source of this 792-nucleotide messenger RNA. RefSeq names its product probable pectinesterase/pectinesterase inhibitor 36-like. Lineage: Eukaryota; Viridiplantae; Streptophyta; Magnoliopsida; Rosales; Rosaceae. The transcript has 2 exons. The record is from RefSeq and is a predicted model, not a curated record. The coding region runs from base 1 to 792 and encodes 263 amino acids.
AUGUCCACCUCUGUUACCACCUUCCUCCUCCUCCUGCUAUCCAUCACCAUGGCUUCUUCCACAUCCUGCUUCCAAGAUCCGAAACCGGUUCAACUGGCCCUAGAUAGCGUUCUUCAAGCCACCAAUGUGGUCUGUACCUCGAUGGACCGGGUACAUGUGUUGGCAAGCUCUGAAUCGGAUUCUUCUGGCCGUGACGUGGCUCUGAUGGACUGUGAAAGACUAUAUGAUGAGAGUGUGCCGAGGCUGAUGACUGAGUUGAUAUCCGGCGAGGGUAAUUAUACCGGAGAAGAUGCUCGGACAUGGCUCAGCGGUGUGCUUGCUAACCAUAGGAGUUGUUGGGAUAGCUUGGAAGAGAACGGUGUUGUUAAGAAUACUAGUGGUGCUCAACUGUAUAGUGCGGUGGCACAAAACUUGACCGUGGUGCUUGGUGAAGCUCUUGCUCUGUAUGGGAAGAGUACUAUGACUACUGAUGAGGCAAUGAAAGUGCGGCAUGGACAAAACUCCAAUGCAAGGCCAUAUGGAGGGCUUUUAGCAUCGUGGAGUCCGGCAAGAUCCAGAGCUGACUUUGUGGUGGCAAAAGAUGGUUCACGCACUCACACAACAAUUAACCAUGCCGUGGCUGCACUUGCUAGAAUGGGCGACAGACGACCUCCAAGAGCCAUAAUCUAUGUGAAAUCCGGCGUCUACAAUGAGAAGGUAGAAAUCGGUGGACACAUGAAGAAUGUGAUGGGAUGGCAUGGACAGAACUGUAAUCAGGUAGCCGCAGUGUCGUUGAUGGUGACACCACCUUGA